Molecule: messenger RNA, 1629 nt
Organism: Entamoeba dispar SAW760
Lineage: Eukaryota; Evosea; Mastigamoebida; Endamoebidae
Exons: 1
Coding region: 1-1629 (542 amino acids)
Source: RefSeq, a predicted model, not a curated record
AUGAGUUCAAAGAAAGAGAAGUUUACAAUUCAACUUACAAUUAAUAAAAUAACAUCUACAAAUGAAACAGAGGAAUUUGUACUUAUUAAAUGGAAAACUGGGAAAAAUAAGAAAGGGAUAAUAAAAGAUAUUCAGAUGAAUCGAAAUAUAAGGAAAGACAUAUCAUUAACGAUGACACUAAAAAAAGUGUCUGAAAGUAGAUAUCAAACAAAAGAUAUUUGUCUUAAAAUUAAAAAAGAAAAAAAAGUAUUGGUUCAAUUUAAAAUAGAUAUUUCACAAGUUUUUAGACUUAAAAAUCAAAUUGGAGGAUUUGAGACAAAAGAAAAAAAUAAAAAAGGAGAAGAAUAUAUUAUUUCAUAUAUCAUUUCUAUUCAAAUAAUAAAUCCAAAUAGUAAUAUUUCAAAAGGUACUAAUAGUGUUAUUACAAAAAUUGAUGAAAAAGAAGAUGAAAAGAAUUUUAUAUUAUCAAGUGAUAACACUCAAAACACUUCAAAAAUUAAAACAUCUACUUCUAUUAAAAAACCAGUUAGAAACACUUUUGAUGCAGAAAAAAUUAAAGUUUCAAGAAAAAGAUAUUCAAUGAAAGAUAUUAAUAUUGAACAACAAAUAGGAAGUAGAAAGUCAUGUUUAAUAGCUAAACCAUUUUAUCUAAUUGAUGAAGAAACUAUAAAAAUUAUUAAUGAAAUUACUUCAAUGGAUAAUUAUCGUGAAUUUAUGUUUAAAACAUCUAAAGAAUUUGCAGAUCAUUUUAUAACUAGUACUGAACAAAGUAAAAUAGUAUUUGAAAUAAAAGAAGAAUUAAGUAAAUUUACAUUAUUAUCUUGUGUAUUAUUCUCUCUUAUUAUACAAAAGAAUAAUGAUAUAUUAUUUAAAGAAUGUAUUAAUCAAUUUCUAAAUAAUGAUUAUUCUUUCUUAGAAACUGAAUAUAUCUUUAUUUCAUUCUUUGAAACUAUAAUACUUCUUAAUGCAAAAAAUAAGUCUAAAAGAGUAGAAAUAUGGAGAGAAUGUACUGAAUUUUGUACUUCUAAAACUUGUCUUAUUGCAGAUAAAUUAAUGGAUAAAUUAAUUAAAUCUUACCAAUUUGAACCAAAAUCAAAUUAUAAAGAAAUUAUGGAUGAAAUUUAUAAACUAAGAUUUCCUGAUUCAUUAAAAAAUUUAUUAGAACAUAUUUCAUUGUAUGCAUUAGAUGUAAAAUUAUAUAAAUCAUAUUUAAAUAAAUUAUAUUUGUCUAAUAAUGAUGGUAAUAUUUUAUUAUCAACUAUUUUUUCUUAUGAUUAUUCAUUUCAACAAAUGCCUUUAUGUCUUGAAUUAUCUAAACUUUUAAUGUUAGAUGAUCCUCAAACACUUAAAGAUGAAGAUAUUAGACUUAGAUUAUGUCCUCAUAUUUCAUUAGAUGAUAUUAAAACAUUUUUAUAUCUUAAUAUCUCACCUCAAAGACCUUUAUUUACUAAAUCUUCUAUUGAUACAGUAAUAAGAGAAAUACAACAACAAAGAUUUCUUAGUUAUUCAUUAAUUCCACCUUUCUUUAAACAAGAACAAAUAAAAGAAUAUUUAAAAACAUCUUCAAUUAAAGGUGUUUUAACAUUCUCAUUUAAAUCAACACCUUUUGCUGAUAAACUAUAUCUAUAG